GGCCUAAAGUUGAUAUUGAAGUUGAUGCUAUGAUUGAGUCUUCGUUAGCCGGAGAGGCCAGCCUAGUAGUCCUUGACAUACUAGAACUAUUGAUCGGUAACACUCUCCACAUUGAGAACCUUCAGAGUGUCCUGGGGAAGAACCUUGAAGUCCUCCUCCACCUCAUGCUCUGCAAUCAAAGCAUUGAAGUCUCACGCUGUGUCUUUGCUAGUCAGAGAGCUAUUGUACGAAAGUUCCCUGAACUGAUACUCUACGAGGAGACUGAACAAUGCGCUGAGUUAUGUGCUAGACUCUUGAAACACUGUAGCUCAUCAAUGGCUGAUGUGAGGGCUUGGGCCUGUGCUUCUCUUUAUCUACUGAUGAGACAAAACUAUGAGAUAGGACAAAAUUUUGCUCGAGUUAAAGUUCAAGUCACGGUUGCUCUCUCUUCCAUUGUUGCUGGUUCCACGAAAUCGUUCAAUGAGCAUCAUUUGCGUCGAUCAUUAAAGACACUGAUACUGUAUGCUGAAGGAGAUGAUGAUAUGUAUCAGACUAGCUUCCCUGAACAAGUGAAGGAGCUUGCUAUUAAUCUUCAUCGUAUUCUGUUGGAUACUGUGAAAAUGAAGUCAUUCCAAAACGAUCAUGAGAUGUUAAUGGAUCUGAUGUACAGAAUAUCCAAAGGUUAUCAAACUUCUCCUGAUCUUCGUCUCACGUGGCUACAGAACAUGGCCAAGCAGCACAACGAGAAAGAUCACUAUACUGAGUCAGCAAUGUGUCUGACCCAUGCAGCUGCUCUAGUGGCGGAGUAUCUGUACAUGUUGGACGGGUCACAGCACCUUCCGGUCGGCUGCGUCACGUUUCAAAAAAUAUCACCAAACAUGUUAGAGGAGAGUGCAAUAUCUGAUGAUGUCAUUAAUCCGGACGAGGAGGGUAUUGCUACCAGUAGAUUAUUCACAGAGUCUGGACUCAUUGGAUUAUUAGAACAAGCAGCUCCAAUGUUUAGAGAGUCUCAGUUAUAUGAAGCAGCUGCUGAGAUAUAUAAGUUAGUUAUUCCGCUGUACGAGCACAGGAGGAAGAACCACAGUUUAGAGUCGGUUUAUAACAAACUCUCGGACUGUUACAAG
This is a messenger RNA of Amphimedon queenslandica, 1103 nucleotides long. RefSeq names its product dedicator of cytokinesis protein 7-like. Gene Ontology annotation, molecular function: guanyl-nucleotide exchange factor activity. The record is from RefSeq and is a predicted model, not a curated record. The annotation marks the transcript as partial. The transcript is spliced from 9 exons. Gene Ontology annotation, biological process: small GTPase-mediated signal transduction; positive regulation of GTPase activity. Lineage: Eukaryota; Metazoa; Porifera; Demospongiae; Haplosclerida; Niphatidae.